Messenger RNA from Symbiodinium pilosum, 3966 nucleotides. The record is from the annotation of a GenBank genome assembly. NCBI's taxonomy places the organism in Eukaryota, Dinophyceae, Suessiales, Symbiodiniaceae.
AUGCCGCUGCCUUACCGCUUUAGAGCUGCCUCUUUGGAUGGGGGUGUUCGAGCUCUGCGAAACGCUGUGGACCUGGUGGUUGCUUUGCUAAACUGGCUGCAUCUUGGACGACCGCAUCGUGCUCCCGCCGAGCUUUGUCAACCUGCUCCUCUUCGAGGAGAACAACGGGCGGCAGUCAGACGACUGGAGGCCAUGCUGAGUGAAGUUGUCAGUCACCCGGCAGUGGUUGCUGCUGACAUGGGCCGAGUUGCUGCGAAGAUCGAGGGCCUGGAGAAGAUGGUCGCUGCGCUACAAAAACAAGGAGCCGCCCUGGCCGCCAACCAUCAUGGAUACCAUGACGGCCCCGGCUGCGUUCCUCGCUUCGACCCCGUGGAGCUUGACUUUGGCGAGUCCGUGGCGGGCGGUUCGAAAAUCAGCACCGUAGCUCAGCCGGUUGUUGCCAGCCGGAUUGACUUUGGCGGCGCUGCAGCUUUCGACCCGGUGGAGUUCCUGGACGCUGACUGCGCGGACCACUACCUGCACCCCUUCGACUUUGCGAUUGCUGAGCAGGACGCGGAGGUCGACCCUCCACGAGCCCGUGUUUUGGCUUCUCCGGCCGAGCGCGGGAGGCUACUGGCCAAACUGGACCAAAGCGGGCGGCUCCGACUUCGUCCUUCUCAGCUCUGCCGAGAACGUCAUGUUAACGGGAUGUUUUGCGUGCCAAAAAGCCUGGAGAAAGAUCGCCUGAUCCUUGAUGCCAGAGGCCCGAACGGUCUCGAGCUUGGGCGGACUGCGUGGACAAGAAGCAUGGCAAAUGCCGUCUCGCUGUUUGGGACGAUCCUAGCCCCUGAGGAGGUCCUGGUGUUCAGCGGGACGGACCUACGCGAUUAUUAUUACCAAUACCGCGUCUCUGACCAGCGCAUCGUGCGGAACGCCUUGGCGCUCGAGAUCCCUGAGGGCGAGGCCCGGAUGUACACGUGCUUCGAGGAGGAGUUUGCUGGGCUUGGUCCGUUUAGGGCUUGUUUCGCUUCGAUGGCCAUGGGCGACCUGAACUCCGUUGAGUUUGGCCAGUGCGCUCACCUGUCCCUGGUCCUGAAUGCUGGCUGCGUUUUGGAGCAUGAGCUGCUGACGAUGAAGAGCCAGCCGUCUCGCUCAAAGAUCCAGGGUGGGGUAGUGAUCGACGACCUCGUCAUCGCCGAACGUAUGCCGCGGAGCGAGUUCGAGCAGGGUGCCCAUGGCAAGUCAGAAGGGGCCAGACGGCUCCAGUUCGCUGAGCGCAAGUACGAGGAGGUGCGGCUGCCCCAGAACCUGAGGAAAACGUUCAGGGAACAACUUCGAGCCGAAUUCUGGGGCGCUGCCGUUGACGGAGAUGAGGGAACAAGCCGGCCUACUGUGUCGAGGCUUCUGCCUGUGUUGUCCCUCACCGCCGCAGUCGCAAAGCUUGGCUAUGGUACCCGCUACCUUCUCGAGGUCAUCGCGGGCUUCUUCAUUUCGGUGUUCCAGUUCAGACGGAGAUGCAUGGCUUUGCUGGAGGAGGUCUUUAGGGCUCCCAGGGACAUCGGCGAGCAUGUCACCUUUCGGUUCUGGCCGCGGCUAGUCGCCGAGCUUUGGAGCUUGGUCGUCAUCGCGCCCAUUGUUCGCUGGAACUUCCGGACUCGGACCUGCGCCGAAGUCUCCGCCACUGACGCCUCCGACGAGUGGGAAGCCGAAGUCGUCACUGAGGUUCCAAAGGAGAUGGCCGAUGAGCUUUGGAGGCACGUCUUGCGGAAACCGGUUUGGACUCGCUUGCUUCGACGAGACUUGGCUGCCCUUCGAGAAGCCGGUCUCCUUGAACCUGCUGAGGAACUUCCUGGCGAAGAGGAGCUGCCUUACCACUUCCUGUGGCGCGACAUCUUCUGUUGUCUUAGGUUCCGGUCGAGCUGGCGCCAGAAGAUCAAGAGAAAGAGGCACAUCAAUGUCCAUGAACUCCGAGCCAUCCUCAUUAGUGAGUCUCGGCGCGGACGUCGACUUCCAGGUGCUCGCCUGCUGACGGGCGCCGACAGCCAAGUCUCAUUAGGUUGCCUGCUGAAGGGGAGGUCAGCGUCACCUCGACUCAACGGAGUUUUGCGGGCUUCUUUGCCGGACCUCUUGGCUUUGGACAUCUUCGGUGCCUAUAUGUACAUCGCCAGCGAGAAUAACCCAUCAGAUGAUGGGACAAGGGACCGCAGGAUCAGAGAGCCCAGCUACGACAUGCCCUUCUACCUGGGUGAGUUGCUCCGUGGCAAUACCGGGCCGCUCGAUGACGAACUGCUGUCCCAAGAACUCGACUUUGUCUCCUUGCUCGGGUUGCCCCCUCUGACCAGCAUCCGCCGGGCGUUGGGUCCAGAAACUGCUCUGUGCCGCCGUGACCGCCGGAGAAAAUGGAUGCUGGAAAAAAGGACACGACCUCGUCAUCAAGGGCGACCGCCUUCGACUGAUUCGCCAAGAAGUUCCUCUGCUUCUUCGAUUUUGUGCACGCCACGAGGGGCUCUUGCGCGAUGCAAGUCAGACCCCCUGACGCCUAGCCCCCUAAAAAGGGGGGUCCCGCCUGAGACGGGCGCCAAGAAGUUUGCCGCAGCCGCUGCCGUCAACAAGGAUGAGAAGUUGCGCUCGUUAGAGCGGGCCUCCGCUGUGCCCGACUCAGUAAGUUCUUGGGCUGACAUCAAAUGCCUGCUGCUGACCUUCGACCGCGAGCAGUUUAUCUUGCCGAAAGGCUGCAAGACACCUCUGGACGAGAUGCUGAGCGCUUCGGGGUUUCUAGACCUCUUUUCGGGAAGCCUCGGAGUCGCUCGUGCUGCUGCCAACGCUUCCGGGCUUUGGGUCUUGAGCUUUGAUUUGUGCCGGGGCGCUGAGGAGAACCUCUUGCAUCGUCCGCUCCAAGAACGUAUUUUGACCCUCAUCAAAGCCGGAGCUUUUCGGGGACUGGGCGGUGGUCCAGACGGGAACGCCCUGUCCGAGUUCAUGUGCGAUGCUGUCGAGGCCGGGCUCGAGCGAGGCAUCCCAGCUUGGGCCGAGAAUCCGCAUGGCAGCUACCUGUGGCACACCCCUCGCUGGAAAGCCCUGCUGGCUAAGCACGGACAGGCCGGGAUGAGGGAGCUUAGCUUGUCUGCACGUAAGUCCUUGAGUAGUCAUGCCAUGGUUUUCUGUGUGCUGGUUCGAGCCUACGGAGACUGGCUGUUCCAACAAGGUGAGCCACUGUACAAGUUCCGCCACCUGAUGGCGUACUUGCAAAAGAGCCGGUUUGAUCUCAAGCCCUUCUUGUCUUUUGGCUGGGACCUUGUCAGUCGCUGGGAAAGAGUCGUGCCGGUUGUUCACAGAGUGCCCAUCCCCGAGGCAAUUGUGCGAGCUAUGUUUAGCUUGGGCCUGCUCCGCCACUGGUUUCGAUGGUGCUCUGUUUUGGCCUUGGCCUUCUACGGAUUGGGACGAGCUGGAGAACCGUUGCGGGCCAAGAGACGGGACUUGCUGUUGCCUUCAGACUCCCUGAGCGACAUCAGUGCCGGUUGCUACUUGGCAGUGCGGUCGCCCAAGACAGCAUUUCGAGGCUCAGGAAAAGUGCAGCACCUUUGUGUGAAGGAGACCACGAUAGUUCGUUUUCUCGAAGCUGCCCUCGGACCCCUGGUAGCGGAUGAAGAGCUCUACCCUGGUUCCUCAGGAGCUUUCCGAAGACGAUGGGAUGAGCUGCUCUGCUGCUUGGGGAUACCGCGGUCGGCCAAGCUGCUACCUGGUGGCUUGCGAGGUGGGGGAGCCGUCAGAGAGUACAAAGCUGGUUCUGAAAUCAGUUCCCUCUUGUGGCGGAUGCGGAUACGCCAUAUUACAACGUUGGAGAGUUAUCUGCAAGAAGUGUCAGCAGUGUCAGUUGUACCAGCCCUUCCUUCAGAGAGUCGGCGUAGCGUUGCUGCUGCUAGCGCGCUCCUUGAGGUGAUUCUUGCCAGUUUGUUUGCCAAGCGGGACCUUGCUACCAACAGCUGA